AAGGCUGAGAACCAUCCACGGACUCUCCGGCAACCGACCCACACGGAACAGCCGCUACCACCACCGCCAGCAUGAAGAUGGCCAACUGCGCUGCCCUUCUGGGGCUGGUCCUUCUUGGCUGCCUUUCUGAUCUUGCUGUUGCUCAAAGACGGGCCAACUGCGGCGCCUACCUGACGACCGGAAAAACCAUGAACGUCGUCUGUCCCCGCACCUACGACCCCGUGUGUGGCACCAACGGCCGCACCUACCCCAACGAGUGCUCCCUCUGCAGGGACUUCUUCCGCAACCGUGCUCUUGACAAGAAACACGAUGGAAGAUGCGUUAGGGUCGACUGUACUGGUUUCCUGAAGCCUGGCAGUGGUUUCAACAUCCCCUGCACCAUGGAGUACUCCCCCAUCUGCGGCACCAAUGGCAUCACCUACAGGAACAAGUGCCAGUUCUGUACUGCUGUGGCGAGCGGCCUGGAUGUGAACCUGCAGUCCUACGGACAGUGCUUCCAGCAACAAAAUGUCAACAUCGACUGCAGCGCUUUCCAGCAGAAGGGCGGCAGCCUGGUCUGCACCUCCGAGUACACCCCCAUCUGCGGCUCCGACGGCAGAACCUACUCAAACAAGUGCCAGUUCUGCAGCGCUGUCUCACGCAGCCUUGGAAGUCUGUUCGCCAGGCACCAGGGCGAAUGCUAAGCGCUGGAGCUGGACCCUUCAACAUGACAUUUCCCUCACAAAUUCUGCAAUCAAACAUGCUCUUCCUUGCUCCCUCAACUGUUAUGCAUCAGUCUCUGCUUUGAUUGAUCAAUAAAUUAAA
This is a messenger RNA of Motacilla alba alba, 804 nucleotides long. Its product is annotated as double-headed protease inhibitor, submandibular gland-like. The record is from RefSeq and is a predicted model, not a curated record. Gene Ontology annotation, molecular function: serine-type endopeptidase inhibitor activity; protein binding. NCBI's taxonomy places the organism in Eukaryota, Metazoa, Chordata, Aves, Passeriformes, Motacillidae. Bases 72 to 683 code for a protein of 203 amino acids. The transcript has 8 exons.